Pogonomyrmex barbatus (red harvester ant) is the source of this 2129-nucleotide messenger RNA. It is a transcript of the gene klu, whose product is annotated as zinc finger protein klumpfuss. Gene Ontology annotation, cellular component: nucleus. Gene Ontology annotation, biological process: regulation of gene expression. NCBI's taxonomy places the organism in Eukaryota, Metazoa, Arthropoda, Insecta, Hymenoptera, Formicidae. The record is from RefSeq and is a predicted model, not a curated record.
CGAAGUGUACUGUCAUUGAAAGGCGCUCUUCAUUCCGUCGUCACCAUUGAACGACCGUCGACAAACGGAUUCACGCUGCCAUCUGCACGAGAGGACGAGGUGGGUGGUAGUACGGUGGUAGCCGAGGGUGUCGUAGGUGGCAUAAGGGGCCCAGGCGGCGGGUGCCGCGCAUCCUCGAUGACGAUGGCCGAGAGCGCCGUGGAGGACGCUGCAGCCGCGCCCCCGGGCCCGGCCAAGCCGCCACCGCCCUCCUGUACAAACAAUAACACCCUUGCAGCGACAGCCAAUCGCAACCACCGGAAUCCCCGUAAGAAACGAAGACGGCUGGAGCAGGUAGUGGAUACGUUGCAGGCCCACCGCAGUUCGCCAUCCGAAGGUGAGGUAUUGAAGUUCGAGGGUAGCGGUCCCGCGUCCGAAGAGGAGGAUGUCUUCGGCUCGCCCAGGUCGUCGUCCUCGCGAUCCGCCGCGAUGGACACGACAGCGGUGAUUGGCCAGCUGCCGUUGAGGUUGAAGGAUACGGAAGCGGUGACGUCAACCGAGGAAGAGCUCAAUGAGAUCAGUCAGCAGCAUCACCAUCAUCCCCACCGACCGUACCGCUAUUCAUAUCACCACCACCACCAUCGACACCGUUAUUCGCCCUAUCAUCAGAAUAACCACCGGUUGUCGGCGCCCAAGUACUCCGACUGUAUGUGCAGUGAAUGCACGCAGUCGCUAGCUGCGUCGGCGGCUAUGAUGCUGCCAUCAGCAACCUCCUUGCAGACGCCGCUAUCGCGGACCAGCUUUACGUAUAGCAGUAUAUGCGGCACGUAUAGCAUAUUUGAACAGUACAUGCACACUAAGUACCUGUCGUCGUCGUCGUCAGGCGAUACCUUCCGCGGACGCAGUCACUCUGAUUCGGAUGUUGCGCCCAGGUGGGACGAAAUGCGGGUACCUGCCGCGACUACUUCGUUUUCCUCCGUCGUCAGCCAUCCACCGCGAAGUAGCUCUCUCGAGAGCGACGGUACGAGUCCUCAAGAAUCACCAUUAGAUCUCUCUAUGAAAAAUCUGAUGCUGCAGUCUGCCGCUGCUUCAGCGGUCUCCACCAGGUCACCGUCUCUCCAGCUGAUACCGUCUGGCAUUGUGCGGGGUUCCGUCAGUGUACCCGUAGUCAGAGGUGACGUCGCAUCACCCACGACGAAAAAGAGCGUCGCGGUACGGUAUAAUCUGGAGGUUCUACCCGUCGUUGAGGAAAUGGCUCCGGGCGCGGAUGUCGCCUACGUCUGUCCGGAGUGCGGACAGAUGUUCAGUCUGCACGAUCGUCUGGCGAAGCACAUGGCAUCCAGACAUCGUCGACAGGGUCUCCAUGAUGCCUCAGCGAAGGCGUAUCUUUGUGACGUGUGUCAAAGGAGUUUUGCGAGGUCGGACAUGUUGACCAGGCACAUGAGACUGCAUACCGGCGUCAAACCGUACACAUGCCGGGUUUGUCGGCAGGUGUUCAGUAGAUCUGAUCAUCUUAGCACCCACCAACGAACCCACACCGGCGAGAAGCCGUACAAGUGCCCGCAAUGCGCCUAUGCUGCCUGUCGUAGGGAUAUGAUCACCAGGCAUUUGAAGACCCACAAUCGGUGCGCGGACGGUCCCAUUCCCAAGACCGAACCUGGCGAGGAGUGUCCCACUUUUGAUCAAAACGUGGCAACAACACCGUCGGCGGUUAUUAAGGCUGAAUGACAACGACCGGUUGGAUGACCUUGGCUGCACUCUAGCUCCAGGUCCCAGCGAGGACACCGCGGCAGACUUGACCGAGGGUCUCCAGGAAUUUUUGCGGGCCGAUCAAGACUCCGCGGAAAUAUGAGAGAGCGAAACCGUCGCUUGACAAGCUCCAUGACAUCAGACGGGCGUUAGGAAGAGAUCGAUACUUGAAGGGAUCGCGAUCUUGGUGGAACGAAAGAUUCGAGCGAGAGAAAAGAUUCAUUUUGCUGUCGUAAUUCGAUUUCGUGAGAAUCCCGACGAGACUUUGGUGACGAUGAGAGUCUGUGAUCAAAUUUUGGGACGACUUUUGGAAGAGAUUGCAGCUAGAUGCAUUAAUUUUACUCUUUCGCUAUAUAUUAAAAUCUUUUUCUUGCAUGAGAUGAGUUCAUAUAAUAAAUAUU